Molecule: messenger RNA, 399 nt
Organism: Phoenix dactylifera (date palm)
Lineage: Eukaryota; Viridiplantae; Streptophyta; Magnoliopsida; Arecales; Arecaceae
Source: RefSeq, a predicted model, not a curated record
AUGGCUUCCACGGCACGGCGGAGGGCCUUCGAGAUAGCCUCCGUCCAAGAAGGAGACUCCCGCAACGGUGGCAACAACGGCAUCGGAGCUCUCGAGUUGAAUGCCGUCUUCGAAGAUCUCCAGCCCGAAAUCGCUUUCAAGGACCCUCCGUCGCUACCCAGCAAGAGCCUCUCUCUGUGUCCGACGUCUCUGGUUCGGUUAACGUGUCUCGUCUGCGGGUCGCGUACCAGGGUCUUCCGGGUGCAUACGGGGCUUUGUUUCCACCGGGGUGGUCCAGAUUCGAAAUGCGCGUCGAUUAAAUUUGGGGACCGGAUGCCCCAGGAUGCUUUGAAGGGAAGCGCUACUGGUCCACUGGUACCAAGGUGGCGCUGGAGUGACGUACUCACAUGUGGGUGAAGA